Insectozyma verbasci is the source of this 558-nucleotide messenger RNA. The record is from the annotation of a GenBank genome assembly. NCBI's taxonomy places the organism in Eukaryota, Fungi, Ascomycota, Pichiomycetes, Serinales, Debaryomycetaceae.
AUGGGUCAAGCUUUUAGUUUUACAAAUAUUUUUGGUAAAUUAUGGGGAGUAAAUAAAGAAAUAAGGAUAUUAAUAUUAGGAUUAGAUGGAGCUGGUAAGACAACUAUAUUAUAUCGAUUACAAAUGGGAGAAGUUGUAACAACAAAACCAACAAUUGGUUUCAAUGUAGAAACGUUAAAAUAUAAAAAUAUUACUUUAAAUAUAUGGGAUUUAGGUGGUCAAACUUCCAUAAGACCGUAUUGGAGAUGUUAUUAUAAUAAUACUUCAGCAGUUAUAUUUGUUGUUGAUUCAACAGAUAAAGAUAGAAUAGAUGUUGCAUGUAAAGAAUUACAUACAAUGUUAAAAGAAGAAGAAUUACAAGAUUCUGCGUUAUUAGUAUUUGCAAAUAAACAAGAUCAACCAGGAGCAAUGACUGCUGCUAAAGUAAGUCAAGCUUUAAGUCUAACUGAUUUAAAAGAUAGAAGUUGGAGUAUAGUUGCAAGUAGUGCUAUAAAAGGUGAAGGAUUAACUGAAGGUUUAGAUUGGUUAAUGGAUGUAAUUAAAGAUGAACAAUUAUAA